UCCAGGAGAACCAAGAUGAAAUUCCCGGCUGAGAACCCAAGAAAACCAGGGAACAUGAACCCACCACCAGUGGCAGUCCAGACCAACCUGCUCCCCCCGAAGAAGGUGCAGGCCGGCAUGCUGCAGUCCAGCCUGGUGCAGGCCAGCGUGGCCACCAUGCAGAACCCCAUGGGCUGCUCGGUGCCGCGCCUGUCCGUCAGCCCGCGGCCCGCCAGCGUGGUGGCCAGCAUCGAGGCGGUGGCCGACGGCUCGGCCACCUUCACCAUGAUGAAGCUGAAGACGGUGCUGGCGGUGUUCGUGGUGGUGGUGGCCUACCUGGUGGCGGGGGGCCUGGUGUUCCGGGCGCUGGAGCAGCCCUUCGAGGACAACCAGAAGAUCGCCAUCACGGCGGAGAAGGCGGCCUUCCUGCAGAAGCACCCAUGCGUCUCGCAGGACGAGCUGGAGGCCAUCAUCAAGCACUCCGUGGAAGCUGUGAACGCCGGCGUGAACCCAGUGGGAGACACCUCCUACAACUCCAGCCACUGGGACCUGGGCAGCGCCUUCUUCUUCGCUGGAACCGUCAUCACCACCAUCGGCUACGGGAACAUCGCUCCGAGCACCGAGGGGGGGAAGAUCUUCUGCAUCCUCUACGCCAUCUUCGGCAUCCCGCUGUUUGGGUUCCUGCUGGCCGGCGUCGGAGACCAGCUUGGCACCAUCUUCGUCAAGAGCAUCGCCAAGGUGGAGAAGAUGUUCCGGAACAAACACAACCAGAUCAGCCAGACUAAAAUCCGCGUGGCCUCCACCCUCCUCUUCAUCCUGGCCGGGUGCAUCCUGUUCGUCACCAUCCCAGCGGUGAUCUUCAAAUACAUCGAGGGCUGGACGGCCCUGGAGUCCACAUACUUCGUCGUCAUCACUCUCACGACCGUCGGCAUCGGCGACUACGUGGCAGGGGGAAACCGGAGGAUCGAGUACCGGAAGUGGUACCGGCCGCUGGUCUGGUUCUGGAUCUUAGGCGGUCUGGCCUACUUCGCUGCGGUGCUGAACAUGAUUGGCGACUGGCUGAGGGUGCUGUCCAAAAAGACAAAGGAAGAGGUGGGAGAGAUCAAGGCCCACGCCGCAGAGUGGAAGGCCAACGUCCGGGCAGAGUUUCGGGAGACCCGCCGGCGCAUGAGCGUGGAGGUGCACGACAAGCUGCAGCGAGCCGCCACCAUCCGGAGCAUGGAGCGGCGGCAGCUGGGCCUGGACCAGCGCGCCGUGUCCCUGGACAUGCUGUCCCCGGAGCGCCGCGCCAUCUUCAACAGCCUGGACACCAACCACUACAAGACGUCCUCGCAGGAGAGCAUCGACACCAAGCUCAACAACCUGCGGCUGCGCGGCGCCGAGCAGGGCGACCGGCGGUCCGAGCACCAGACCACGUCCGAGGACAACAUCUUCAACCGCCUGGGCUCCGUCACCAAGCUGGCCAAGCGCAACAGGAACCGGGACCUGAAGAAGAACAUCCCGGACGAGGCCCGCCGGCCCCACAGCGAGGCCUACGGCUCCUGCGUGCCCGCCUUCGACUGCAGCACGCCGGCCGCCGAGGAAGGGAAGCGGAAAGACGAAGCCGACGACGACAACGAAGACAAGGAGUGCAACACCAGCUUGUCUGAUUUCCCGCUGUUCGUGGAAGCCUGCAAGCCCGAGAACGGGUUCAUUCUGGAGCAGACCAAAGAAAACAAGGAGACACUCGAUACGAACGCAGUGCACAUUGAGAUGGGCCCGUAG
Messenger RNA from Salarias fasciatus (jewelled blenny), 1743 nucleotides. It is a transcript of the gene kcnk10a, whose product is annotated as potassium channel, subfamily K, member 10a. Gene Ontology annotation, molecular function: outward rectifier potassium channel activity; potassium ion leak channel activity. The transcript has 7 exons. Gene Ontology annotation, biological process: stabilization of membrane potential; potassium ion transmembrane transport. The record is from RefSeq and is a predicted model, not a curated record. Bases 16 to 1743 code for a protein of 575 amino acids. Gene Ontology annotation, cellular component: plasma membrane. Lineage: Eukaryota; Metazoa; Chordata; Actinopteri; Blenniiformes; Blenniidae.